GAACCGCGCCGGAGGGGCAAAGGCGAGGCCGAACAGGCGCCGCUCAGCGGGCAGCCGCACAGCCGCGCAGCCGCAGAGGCCGGCCGGCAGCGCUGCCCGCUCCACCGCGCACCGCCCGAGCACCGGCCGCACGCCGAUCUGCAGCGGCCGCAAGCCACGCUCCGUCCGGCGCGAAGAAGGGACCGCGACGUCAGCCUCUGGCGGUGUCGUGCGUGGCCUCAAAUACCCAGCAGCGGCCCUUGUCUCCACUCCACACACUCCUCCGAGCCACCUCACACCCAUCCACCUGCACCAUGCCCGCUCCCACCGCCGCCUCGGGCUCCGCGCCCUUCAGCGCCGCGUCGCAGAUUGCAAAGGUCGUGCAGAACCUCGACGCCGUCAACGCCUCGCUGCGCGACGCCGAGCCGCAGCAGAUCCUCGAGUGGGCCAUCGACAACCUGCCCGGCCUGUACCAGACGACGGCGUUCGGCGUCACCGGCUGCGUCACGCUCGACCUCGUCAGCCGCAUCAGCCAGCAGCGCGCCGCGGCCGCCGGCACGCCGUCCAAGCACCUCGUGCCGCUCAUCUUCAUGGACACGCUCUACCACUUCCCGCAGACCGUCGACCUGGCACAGCGCGCCGCGCAGCACUACGCCGCGCCCAUGCACACCUACACGCCCGCCGGCACGCCCGACGUGCGCGCGUUCGAGGCGCAGUGGGGCCCGCAGCUGUGGGAGCGCGACGAGGACACGUACGACUACGUCGUCAAGGUCGAGCCGGCACGCCGCGCCUACGAGGAGCUCGGCGUGCGCGCCGUCUUCACGGGCCGCCGCCGCAGCCAGGGCGCGGACCGCGCGUCGCUGGCGGCCGUCGAGGUCGACGAGACGGGCCUCGUCAAGGUCAACCCGCUGCUCAACUGGAGCUUCGGCCAGGUCGACGGCUACGUCAAGGCCAACGGUGUGCCGUACAACGAACUGCUCGACAUGGGCUACAAGAGCAUCGGCGACUGGCACAGCACGGCGCUGCCCGGCAGCGGCGACGGCGAGCGCAGCGGCCGCUGGAAGGACAAGGGCGGCAAGACCGAGUGCGGCCUGCACAAGGACUACUUCAAGUUCAAGAAGGUCGCCGAGAAGAAGAUGCGCGAGGCCGAGCUGGCGCGCCGCGACGAGGCGCGCGACAAGGCAGAGGCCACCGCCGAGGGCGCAGAAGUCGCCGCCGCCACGGCCACGACGGCCUGAGCUCGCCGCUGCCACGGCCACGACGGCAUGAGGUCGCCGCUGCCACGUCUGCGACGGCCUCAUGCCCUCGCACUCUCUCUCUCUCUCUCGCUUCUCAUUCACGACAUCUCGAGCGCCGCUGAGCGCGCGCACACUCAAAAGUUACCCCUUCCGGUCACCGUCAUCUGUCCCUCUGUAUUCCUG
This is a messenger RNA of Tilletiopsis washingtonensis, 1400 nucleotides long. Its product is annotated as phosophoadenylyl-sulfate reductase. The transcript has 2 exons. Lineage: Eukaryota; Fungi; Basidiomycota; Exobasidiomycetes; Entylomatales. Bases 294 to 1217 code for a protein of 307 amino acids. Gene Ontology annotation, cellular component: cytoplasm. The record is from RefSeq and is a predicted model, not a curated record. Gene Ontology annotation, molecular function: phosphoadenylyl-sulfate reductase (thioredoxin) activity.